This is a messenger RNA of Colletotrichum fioriniae, 213 nucleotides long. RefSeq lists its product as uncharacterized. The record is from RefSeq and is a predicted model, not a curated record. Lineage: Eukaryota; Fungi; Ascomycota; Sordariomycetes; Glomerellales; Glomerellaceae.
AUGCCCCCUGUCUUCCAGAUCGUUUCUGACCGCCGUGGCGGCCGCACCGCUUGGUCCAGUCGAGUAACUGUCCACGGCCGUACCCUCUCCGCACGAUUCUGGUACGACGGCAAGAACCUCAACAACGCGAAAGAAGACGCCGCCGAAAUGGCUCUCAACUACCUCACCGGUUCGAAUCCCAGUUCGCCAGCCAACAGCAGAGGCAGCUGGUAA